Messenger RNA from Fusarium graminearum PH-1, 390 nucleotides. RefSeq lists its product as uncharacterized. NCBI's taxonomy places the organism in Eukaryota, Fungi, Ascomycota, Sordariomycetes, Hypocreales, Nectriaceae. The coding region runs from base 1 to 390 and encodes 129 amino acids. The transcript is spliced from 5 exons. The record is from RefSeq and is a predicted model, not a curated record.
AUGCAGAUAGCUCCCAUAUGUUUCCUGCACCUUGCAAUACACAGUUGCCUGGCUGAGCUGGAUCACUCGGUCGGCAGGGUUAUCGCAUUGACAAGUAUAGGCAAGCAUGAAAGUAUCAAGGUCACGAGGCCAUUGCAACAUGAGAUAUCGCCAAUCAUCAACUUCCAAGUCGAUGACAUACUACCCGGUCAAUAUGCAGGGCAAGCUGUCACUUUGAAUCAGGACCUGUAUUUUGUACUCGUACAUGGCGAUCGAGUAAUUUCACCGCCUCGAAAUCAAUGGCUGUUUGCUCUCAUCAAGGCUGAAGGCCAAAGACCUAAAUCCCUCGCCGGCCUACAGCCGUUGUGUAAUGAGCCACGUCGGGAAUGCCAGCCCAUGUUACGCACCUAG